AUGGAUUCUGCGACGCAUUCGAAACGGCAGAGCACGCUCCGACAUACAGCAACUGCUGAGGCCAUUCGUGGAUUUUGCGAUGCGUAUUCCAGGUUCUCAUCCGUGGAGUUGAGAUUGGAAACGGCAGAGUUGAGGCAACCGAUGGAGUUUGCGACGCAUAUUCCAAAUCCUGAUUCUUGGCCUCAAAUGCUGAGGUAG
Pseudocercospora fijiensis CIRAD86 is the source of this 198-nucleotide messenger RNA. RefSeq lists its product as uncharacterized. The record is from RefSeq and is a predicted model, not a curated record. Lineage: Eukaryota; Fungi; Ascomycota; Dothideomycetes; Mycosphaerellales; Mycosphaerellaceae. The transcript has 6 exons. Bases 1 to 198 code for a protein of 65 amino acids.